This is a messenger RNA of Drosophila innubila, 2856 nucleotides long. RefSeq names its product ATP-dependent RNA helicase p62 (gene Rm62). The transcript has 5 exons. Gene Ontology annotation, molecular function: ATP binding; RNA helicase activity; RNA binding. Lineage: Eukaryota; Metazoa; Arthropoda; Insecta; Diptera; Drosophilidae. Gene Ontology annotation, cellular component: ribonucleoprotein complex; nucleus; cytoplasm. Bases 16 to 2238 code for a protein of 740 amino acids. The record is from RefSeq and is a predicted model, not a curated record.
UAGUAUAAGUUAAAUAUGCUAAAAUUAGUGCAAUAUGUGUCGCGAAAAGCCAGCGAAGUGUCCACACUGCCCAUAUGCAGCUGGCGCAACUUAUUGAUUUCACCAAGUAGCGUGGAAAAAUGUAUAACGCAACGUCGCCAUUUUCUUUUUUGCUUGACCAACAGAACGACCAGCAACAGCAGUUUUGCUUUGUACUGCAGAGAACAACCACAACAGUUCCAAGGGAGCCGGCUUAACAAGGAGUCUACAACUAGAAUAUUACUUAGUUGCUCCGUUGCCCAGAAGACACAGACACAGCGUGCGUUUCAUUCGACGUCGAUUCGAGUUGAAGCGUUUAAAGCAGUGAACGAGUCAAAGUCAGUCCCGGCAGACAGGCAUACUACUGAGUCCAGACGCACGAGGAAAUCACUUUUUACUGACCCAGACGAGCAAUCAGAGGAAAUCAAAAUUGAAGGAAUAAUGGCACCUCACGACCGUGACUUUGGAUCCGGCGCACGUGGCGGUCGUGGCGAACGCGAUGACGACAGACGCGGAGGCGGCGGUGGAGGUGGGGGUGGUGGACGCUUUGGCGGCGGCGGUGACUAUCACGGCGUGCGCAAUGGUCGCAUUGAGAAGCGUCGCGAUGAUCGCGGUGGUGGAGGCGGUGGACGCUUUGGCGGAGGAGGUGGUGGCGGCUUCGGCGGCGGUGGUGAUCGUCGUGGUGGCGGCAACAGCCAGGACUUGCCCAUGCGUCCAGUGGACUUCUCCAACUUGACGCCGUUCAAAAAGAACUUUUAUCAGGAGCAUCCCACGGUUACCAAUCGCUCACCAUAUGAAGUGCAACGUUAUCGCGAUGAACACGAGAUCACAGUGCGCGGUCAGGCGUCCAAUCCCAUUCAGGAUUUCUCUGAGGCUUACCUGCCCGACUAUGUGGUGAAGGAGAUUCGCCGUCAGGGCUACAAAUCACCGACACCCAUUCAGGCCCAGGGUUGGCCAAUUGCCAUGGGUGGUGCCAACUUUGUGGGCAUUGCCAAGACAGGUUCCGGCAAGACACUGGGCUACAUUCUGCCCGCCAUUGUACACAUCAACAACCAACAGCCGCUGCAGCGCGGCGACGGACCCAUCGCAUUGGUGCUGGCGCCUACCCGCGAGUUGGCCCAGCAGAUCCAGCAGGUGGCCACCGAGUUCGGUUCGGCCUCCUAUGUGCGCAACACCUGUGUCUUUGGUGGCGCCCCGAAGGGCGGUCAGAUGCGAGAUCUGCAGCGUGGCUGUGAGAUUGUCAUUGCCACACCCGGACGUCUCAUUGAUUUCCUCUCGGCGGGCGCAACCAAUCUGAAGCGCUGCACCUACCUGGUGCUCGAUGAGGCUGAUCGCAUGUUGGACAUGGGUUUCGAGCCCCAGAUUCGCAAGAUUGUCUCACAGAUUCGUCCCGAUCGGCAGACGCUUAUGUGGAGUGCCACAUGGCCAAAAGAGGUUAAGCAGCUGGCUGAGGAUUUCCUUGGCAACUACAUACAAAUCAAUAUUGGCUCACUGGAGCUCUCGGCAAAUCACAACAUCCGCCAAGUGGUCGAUGUGUGCGACGAAUUUAGCAAGGAGGAAAAAUUAAAGACCCUGCUGUCUGACAUAUAUGACACCAGCGAGAAUCCCGGCAAAAUCAUCAUAUUCGUGGAGACAAAGCGUCGCGUGGAUAAUCUGGUGCGAUUCAUUCGCAGCUUCGGUGUCCGCUGUGGCGCCAUUCACGGCGACAAAUCCCAGUCAGAGCGUGACUUUGUUCUGCGCGAGUUCCGCUCCGGCAAGUCCAACAUUCUCGUGGCCACCGAUGUGGCGGCCCGUGGCUUGGACGUCGAUGGCAUUAAGUAUGUUAUCAACUUUGACUAUCCACAAAACAGCGAGGAUUACAUCCAUCGCAUUGGACGCACAGGACGUUCAAAUACCAAGGGCACAUCCUUUGCCUUUUUCACGAAAAACAAUGCCAAGCAGGCCAAGGCGCUUGUCGAUGUGCUCAGAGAGGCUAAUCAGGAAAUCAAUCCCGCGCUGGAGAACCUUGCUCGCAACUCCCGCUACGACGGUGGCGGUGGACGCUCCCGGUAUGGUGGUGGUGGCGGCGGCGGCGGUCGCUUUGGCGGCGGUGGCUUCAAGAAGGGCAGCCUGAGCAAUGGACGCGGAUUUGGCGGUGGUGGCGGCGGCGGCGAUGGCGGUGGCUUUGGCAACCGGAAUGGCGGCGGUGAUGGAGGCGGUAGACACACGCGCUUCGAUUAAGCUAACCAAUACAAACUACUUAGAAUCAGUUAAUUUGAAUAGCAAAAGAAGCAGCGCUAGAUUUUAAGUUAAAUUAAGUAAUAGAUACUAAUAAGUUUUCGUACAACUUCAACUUUCAUCCAUUUGAAAGACAACAUAACCCGAUUAAGGUUAAAUGUGUAUUCUUGAACUCAAACUACAUCAAUAUCAACAUAGCAUUUUAUGUUAGCAACUUGUACUUUGUAAAUUAUUUGACGCUGCCUCUUACGGCAGCACAUUUUGCCACACUUAAAGAUAUUUAACAAAAGCAUAAGAAUUACGAAAAACAAUUCACUGUUUAAACUAUAUCGCAAAUUCAAUUUUUAACAUAUGAUGUGAUAAUCCUUUAAUUUAAUACAAUAUAUCACUUAAAACUGAAACGAAGCGCGUCGUGUGUAAGUAGAAGAAACCGCAGCCUGAGCAGUGGCUAAAGCAAAAGCUAAAAAAAAAAAGCAAAGGAUCAUUCCCGUCGUUUCCUUUGAUGAUGACAACGAGCAAAGGCUGGCAAAGGACUUUGCGGCCUUUGUUUGAAAAAUUCUUCAAUUUACUUUUGGAUAACUUUAUGGCACAACAACAACAACCACCACAAAAACUAAACUC